This is a messenger RNA of Leishmania major strain Friedlin, 5187 nucleotides long. RefSeq names its product protein kinase-like protein. The record is from RefSeq and is a predicted model, not a curated record. The coding region runs from base 1 to 5187 and encodes 1728 amino acids. Gene Ontology annotation, cellular component: nucleus. Gene Ontology annotation, molecular function: ATP binding; protein kinase activity. The transcript has a single exon. Gene Ontology annotation, biological process: protein phosphorylation. Lineage: Eukaryota; Euglenozoa; Kinetoplastea; Trypanosomatida; Trypanosomatidae.
AUGGCGUCACGAGGGGAGCAUAUUCGACUCGAUAAGGGGGCACUGGUGAAGAACCACUACGAGGUUGUCACUUCCAUCGGCUCCGGCAACUUUUCGAAGGUGUACCGCGUCAUUGACCUAGAUUUGUCAAUAAAAGAUCAGCGACGCAAUCCGCUGGCGAUGAAGGUGAUCAAGAAGGAGUACAGCAGCGACGCUAAAUACGAGAAGCAGAUGCUGAUUGUGCUGCACGAGCACGACAAGAGCCGCAGCGCGCGUGUGUCAAAGAUGUACGAGUGCUUCGUUUGGCAGGAGUGCCCCGUGUUUAUUAUGCCGUUGCACGGACCAUGUCUACGAAGUCGCCGCCUCGGCGUCAACCGCGGCGUCGUGACGUACGAGAAGCUGCUCGAGUUCAGCUACGACUUGCUGGAGACGAUGGCAUUUGUGCACUUCGAGUGCCAUAUGGUGCACACCGACCUCAAGCCGGAGAACAUCCUCAUCGCCGACAGAAACGUCGCCGACAACUCGAUGGGCGACGAGUGGGUUGUCUGCGACUUUGGGAGUGCGUCACUCUGGCGUAAGGACAAGCUAGACUCAGACCUCAUCGCCACGCGUCCGUACCGCGCACCGGAGGUGUUGCUCGGCAACAAGUGGCACUACGCUGCCGACAUGUGGAGUAUUGGCUGCAUCCUCUACGAGGUUGCCGUCGGUCACCGCCUGUUCGAAAGCCGCGAUGACUUGACUCACCUGCACAUGAUGGACCGCCGCAUCGGCCGCUUGCCGGAGGCCUUUGCGAAACAUUCUAAGUACUCGAGCAAGUACUUCAACUCGCGCGGCGACUUCCUGUCCACCCCAGACGUUAUUCGUUUUUCCAAGUGUCGAUUGACGCCAAUACGCGAAAUGUUCAAGGACGACCGUGAGUUUCUUCACUUGCUCAAGGGGCUCCUCACAUACAACCCAGAUGAGCGCAUUACAGCACCCGAGGCACUGGCUUUGCCCAUCUUUGAUAGGGUCCGCGUCGCUCGCAAGGAGCGACCGCGACAGGCGGACGCGGCUGCCGAGGAACGUCGACAGUGCUGCCACUCACCCGGAGCUGCGGUUCCCAGAGACGGCACGAGCCUGCGGCUCACGGGCCGCAGCGACCACAACACGCUCGAACACAUCAUAGCCGACGCGAAGAACGGCUGCUCCUCGCACGGACGCCACCACCACCAAAAUCACACGAGGGAUGAAACGAGUGGCAACAACAUGGCGGGUAGCCGCUUAGAGGCCGCCCCCGCUCCAUGGCCCGCAGCAGCGUCGCCAGCCGUCGGCUUCUCGCCGCAGCUUGGCAGUCAGGCGUCUGCUGGCACUCCCAGGGAUGCCGCCGCCAUGACGACUACCGCCACGACGUCAGCUGCCUCGCCAACAGCCGAGGAUAUGAACAGCUUCGCUGCGCCUAGUGUCUCCGCACCGUCCGCGACGUCGCUGGGCGAAAAGCGGGUUGCCGAGGCUGCCAGAGUUCGCGGGCGGGCGGCCAGCAUGCCCGUCGUGCAAAGUUGCAGCAGCCAUCAAUGCGGGAGUCUGUUGUCGAGAACGGCGGUGGUGACCAAGGGGGUGCCGCACCAACGCUCCUGCGUCAACGGCUACCACUCCACCUCCACACGGAGCGCGGCGCUCGUGCCGCAGCUUGCUCUCCACCGCUGCAAGGCGUCGACCCUAGCUCCCCACCAUGACACAGCACGGCUGCCGUCGAAGAGCGGGCAGCGCGGCAGCGGGCGAUCAGGUGGGAAGCUCUCGAAUCGCUCCGUGUCUCCGGGGAGCAAAAACCGCAGGAUGACACCACACAAGGGUACUAGCUCCGGUUCACCGCACGGCUGUGGCAGCAGUGCAGCGGGGGAUGGCGGUACCCAACUGAAUGCGUUGAGCUCGCUGAAGAGCCCUCAUCAGAGUCUUCAGCUCGGCCCCGGUGCUGCCAAGAAACCAAAUCGCACGCCGCCACGCUCGUCAGCCACGCCGUGCCGCCUGCUGGAAACUCGCUCUCCGGUCAUCACGCGAUCAUCGAGGAUGCCGGUGAAGGCGUCAUCGGCGGCUGGGCCGUCUCUGGGUUACAGCAUCUGCAUCUCAGACAUCAUCUCCACGCCACCGAAGCAGGCGUUUCGUGCCGAAGCACUGCGGUGCAGUACCGCGGCUGGCCGUUCUCCUCGCAACCGUGUCACGGCGCUUGGCUCCAGGUCGCACAACAGUGUCACCAAGGUGGGCGAGGCAGGCAUGGCGACCACCUCGCGGCUCGGGCCGUCUGUGGCGGCGCCGAAAGCACUUCCUCUGCCGGAGGUGGUGACAGGGAUGAAGACUCCGCGCCAGCAGUCGCUGUCUCCCGACGCGCCUCUAGGUUAUCAGUCCCCCCUCCAGCGCGGCGCCACGGCGGUGGGCAGGAACAUGGAAACAGAGUCGCUUGUUGUGCGAGGCAGCCCGGAUGUGGAUGACAAGCUCCUCGAUGCUGGCAACGCAACCAAAAGCCGCAGCAGAAAGACUACUGGCGACGAGGGCGACCGCGGCCGCAAGCAGGUGGGAUCGCCGGUGGCGACUUCGCUGGCCGUUACGGGGGAUAACAAUCCCGACAAGGUCGGCGGCGGCAACGACGACGACGACUCUUCUCUUGCAUCGCCGAACGCGCAGCUCAGGGGCUCCGUUGCGUCGCCGACAAGUGAGAACUGCCUCAGUAGCUUGUACAACUCAGAUGGCAGUCCCCGUGCCACCGACUACCGCAGCCCCGCGCGCUGCCGCCCGCCUGUGGAGACAUCGACGGGUGACCCAUCUAUGGUAUCGUCGCCUGUCAUGAUGAGCAGGUCAAACGCGCGGUUGAGCAUUUCAGGCAGCGAAUGGCGAGGCUUGGAGGCGGCACCGGGGGGGACCCUCGCUAUGGCGACGGUGAAGAGAGAGCAGCGCAUCAUCGCCGCUGCUCUCGCGACACCGCUGCCGCCGUCCCAGCACAAACCCUGGUCAUCGCAGCUGAGCGAAGUGUUCUACAGUCCGCGCGAGCUUUCGCCCGCUGCGCGAUCGCCGUCCUCUCUCACGGGCCCAAGAUCCACCACGGCGGGCUCUGUCGCGUCCCCGCCUGCCGUGCACACUGUCGAAUCAGGCGAGAAUCCCCAUGAGUUGUUCAGCGCCGUCCCCUUCUCGCGCGCGCAUCGGAGCAGAGCGAACAGCUGCAGCGGCUCCUUCGGUUGCACGCGCGACGCUGCGCCGGCAUCCACAGCGGAUUCACGGUCUCACAUGGUGCCUCCAUCAACAUGCACCAAGUCUGCUGUCGGCAGGUCAGCGCGUGGGUUACCGACGGCACGAACCUCAGUGUCAGCGACAACAGUGUCCACGCCGACCACGCCAACGCACGUGUGUCAGGCGUUCUCUUCAGCAAGCCAGCUCGCCGUGACGACGUCGGUGGACCGGCUCAAGUCGGUGCCGCAGCCCGACGUUGCUGACGUGCGGGGCACCGCACCACCACCGCCACCCGUGGCAGCAUCGCGGCGCGCCGCGACCAAGCCGGGGCCGACACCUGUCGCGGCGACGUCCGUGCCGGCACCUGCGUGCCCAUCACUUGAAGAAUCGACCCCUGUGGCCCCCAGGAACUCCAUGGCAAUGCCACGCCUGCCUGCCGCUCUCACCCGUUCUCGCGAGGUGUCACUUUCGCAGGAGAAAGGGCGCCUUGCAAACCCCGAUACUAUCGCGAGUCCGCCACUGUCGGGGGCGGCGGCAACCCCAUCGACGGGGGCCGCCGGCGCCGCAGCGGUGCUCCAUUCGUCGCAGCAUCUCCCCUACCAGCCGACCCACGGCCUUGUGCACCCCUCCGGCAGCAACAGCCACGUUCUGUCGGAGUCAAAGACAGAGGAGGCGGGCUGCACAACUGCAUCGCAGCCACCGGGCUUGCACAUGCCACGGAGGUCGCUGCUGCUGCCGGGCCACUCACCUACUUGUAGUGUGUCAUCUCCGCUUCCGGCCAUUGCCGCCGCUGCACUAGCAACCGUGACGCCUGCUUUCCCGCUGCCUGAUAAAGCUUAUAGGGCAGGCGAACGGCACGAGACUUUGACCCACAACAGCGGCAGCGUCAGGGUGAAGUCGCUGAACGUGCAGCACCCCUGCGCAUCACCUGGUCUGUCGCUGCGACCCCCGCCCUCGUUGUCGAGCACCAACGUCUCUUUCGAUGUGGCUGCGGGAGCGAAGCCUUUUGGUUCAACCACCGCUAAACUCACCAAUGCCGGCACCAGCAGCCGUCCGAACAGCAACUUCAACAAUGGCGGGUCCAACAAGCCCGGCACCGUUACGUCGCCUUACCCGGCUGCCACCUCGGGCUCGUCUGAGAGCACCUCUUUUCAGGCUGUGUUGCGGUCGCCGCGCAACGCGGCUGUAACAGGGGCAGCGAACGCCAACUCGCUGCGCUCAUCGACGGAUGGUGUGAGCGCAGGGCCUGUGCGCAGCCCGCAUAGCAGCGCCUCUGCGACUACGUCGCCAAAGACAUCAGCGAAAUACCAGCGCACCGGCUCUCCCCGCGGCAUCCCGCCAGCUCUGACGACCACCGGCUCACCCAUCAGCGCGAUCGGUGGGGAAGUAAUGUCGAUUGCGACGGUGUCGCUGCCGGUGCAACCGCACUACCAGCCACCGUCGCAGGUGCAGCAGCAGCCAUCGACAGCGAUGGCGAGUACUGGUGCGGGCCCGAGCAAGCUGUCCAUCUCUAUAGCACCGCGCCACAUGCGGUCGGGAGUAGUGCCAACGCGCAGCUCAAUACAUCGGCAGCCAUUAGGCACGUCUGUAGCGUCCACUCCCCAUCCGAAGGCUUCAGGCUCAAGUGCGGCACCAGGGAGCCUCAAGGCGAACGCGGCUGGCAUCUCAUUGCCGAAGCAGUCCUAUAAGACGAGCUCUGGUACCUUGAACGCAGUUAGCUCGCGCGGCAGCACGGCCAACGCGCCUGUAAAUACGAUUGGUGCGGAUGCCUUGACUCGGCCUACAGCUUCGCAGCCCAAGCACCGCCGCGACGCCCGCACUCUGAGGCGCAUUAUUGUUCCUCGACCCUCGACGUCCUCCCUCUCCCAAGCCAGCCGUGCGGCGUCGUCGUCGCCGGGUGCCGAGGACAGCGGCGAGCAGACUCGCGACAUCUCCGAUAACUCCCAUAUUUCAAAGCAGCACGACAGGGACGUGUCGUUGUGCUCUUCUACGACCCCGAUACCGCUGCCCUAG